ACCUAACAGAUAGACAAUUUAUUAGUUUAUACCGUCUUUCAAAAGAAUUAUGCCGAAGGGUUGUUGAAAUGGUACGUCCAUUGAGCGCAAGGUCAGAUUUAUGGAAUAUUGAUAAAUAAAUGUUACGGAAGGUUUUUACCGCUUUACGUUUUUUUGCUGCUGGCAGUUAUCAACGAGGUGUUGGCGCGAAUCGACAUACUUCUAUUAGUCAAAGUUCCGUGAGCCGAAUUUUAGAAGAAGUAACCUCAGCUUUGUGUGAGCCGGCAGUUUUCGACAAAUUUGUUUCUUUUCCGCAUAACAUUAAUGAGUUAAUUUCUGUUAGGGAAGAGUUCUUUAAUAAAUUCCGGUUACCCGGUGUGAUUGGUGCUAUAGAUUGCACACAUAUUGCAAUAGUACUGCCAAGAACUGAAGAUGAGUUAUAUCCCGAGCAUAUUUAUGUAAAUAGAAAAGGGUAUCAUUCUAUAAAUACUCAAUUGAUUUGUGAUGCAAAUUUACGCAUAAUGAAUGUGUCGGCACGUUUUCCUGGUUCUGCAAAUGAUGCGCAUAUUUGGAAUGAAAGUAAUGUAAAAACAUUAAUGUUAGACUUGCAUGAAAAUGGUUUCAAGUCUUAUUUUUUAAUAGGUGACUCAGGAUAUGCUUUACGUCCUUGGCUUUUGACACCGUUCAUAGAUCCGGCUCCAAAUUCUCCAGAAGCAUUAUUUAACGAGUCAUUUUGUAAAGUUCGCUCAAUUAUUGAACGUUGUAACGGGGUUCUAAAAAUGCGAUUUAGAUGUUUGCUGAAACACCGUGUUCUACAUUAUUUGCCAAAUAAAGCAUCCAAAAUAAUAAAAUCUUGCAUUGUGUUGCAUAAUUUGUGUAUAAUGGAAAAUGUCCCUCUCAUCGAUUUAGAUGACAUAAAUUCAAAUGAUUUUGAUUUUGGCAUUUUCGAACCUAUGGUUGAAUAA
Adelges cooleyi (spruce gall adelgid) is the source of this 944-nucleotide messenger RNA. Its product is annotated as putative nuclease HARBI1. The transcript has 6 exons. The annotation marks the transcript as partial. The record is from RefSeq and is a predicted model, not a curated record. Lineage: Eukaryota; Metazoa; Arthropoda; Insecta; Hemiptera; Adelgidae.